Hemibagrus wyckioides is the source of this 1129-nucleotide messenger RNA. RefSeq names its product glycine cleavage system protein H (aminomethyl carrier), b (gene gcshb). Gene Ontology annotation, biological process: protein lipoylation; glycine decarboxylation via glycine cleavage system. Bases 127 to 645 code for a protein of 172 amino acids. NCBI's taxonomy places the organism in Eukaryota, Metazoa, Chordata, Actinopteri, Siluriformes, Bagridae. The transcript has 5 exons. The record is from RefSeq and is a predicted model, not a curated record. Gene Ontology annotation, cellular component: glycine cleavage complex; mitochondrion; cytoplasm.
CCAUUGUGAACUUGAACUUGAUGGCAGUCGGUGUCCAUUAUGACCAGCGAGAGCGCGCACCGUCGGGAGCGCGCACGGUGUAGUGCAUCAGCCCUGCUGCAGUUUCACUGAGGUUCAAGGGGAAAGAUGGCGAUGUGCGCGACGCUCAGGCGCUUUUCCAGCAACCUUUCACUAGUUUUGCCCACUCUAACUAGAUCCGUGGGGCACCAGAUAGUAAGAAGGACGAACAGAUCUCUUUCACGGACUUUCUGCACGACCUCCUGGCUUUCACAAGCUCUCAAGUUUACAGACAAACAUGAGUGGGUCCGAGCAGACGGAGAUAUCGGUACAGUCGGCAUCAGCGCUUUUGCUCAGGAAGCUUUAGGUGAUGUGGUGUACUGCGGAUUGCCGGAGGUUGGAACAAAGCUUCAGCCGAUGGAGGAAUUCGGUGUGUUAGAAAGUGUGAAGGCGGCUAGUGAGCUGUACUCACCUCUGAGUGGAGAAGUCACUGAAAUCAACACGGAACUGACCGAGAAUCCUGCACUAGUCAACUCGUCCUGCUACGAGCGUGGAUGGUUAAUAAAGAUGACGAUAGAAAAUCCUGCAGAACUGGAAGCCCUUAUGGAUGAAGCUGCUUAUGAAAAAUACGUCAAGUCACUUGAGUAGUUUAAGUGAAUUACACGUUAAACUCAUUUUUUCUUUAUGGAUCAGAUUGCAACAGAUUUUAAUGCUAAGAGCCCGAUGCUAAUUCCUGUGAUUCUGGAGAUUGUACUAAGAGAAGUUUAAGUCUUAAGAGUUCGAGUGAUAUUUUUCACUAAAUCAUUGCUGGUGUGAGAGAAAUGAGGUUUUAAUACAGAUUUGUCUGAGUGAAACAGUGGAGGUACAGCAUCCCUGAGUGUUUACAUAAAUAUGUAACAUUGGAGAUUUAUUCGAAGUUAAAUAAGAAUUAAUUCUUGGUUUAAAAAAAAAACAAAAACGACAAAACCUGUGAAAGUUUAUGUCCAGAGGAUUUUUAUUUUUAUUAUAAUGACCUUUAAUGGAAAGACACCAGUGGGGUCACCUCAAAAAAGCUUACUGUGUAAACCCCGGAGCAUUACUUUUGGAUAUUAAUCUUUUGAUAAUAAACAUCAGUUAUGAUCAAUAAGAAACA